Lachancea mirantina is the source of this 2604-nucleotide messenger RNA. The record is from the annotation of a GenBank genome assembly. Lineage: Eukaryota; Fungi; Ascomycota; Saccharomycetes; Saccharomycetales; Saccharomycetaceae.
AUGUUUCUCAAUUUACCAAAUCCAUGCCUUGUAGGUAUCGUGCUGACUAUAUCAACGUCAUCAGGCCCGUUGGUUGUUUACCAUUAUCCACCCACGAGUCAAUUGAGUCUUAAGAAGCAGCACAAACAUCAAAAAUUCUUAAAGGAUCGAGAACCUCCAAGCACAAAUGCUAGACAUUCCGUCGUUUCUCGCAAUUCAAGCUUAGGCCACUAUUCUCACUCUCGCCAGGCAGAGAAUGAAGCAGUCUCAACACACGUUUCCAGUGGCACAGGAAGCGAUAUUCCGGAUGAUUCUAGCAGCUCCGACAACGAUGCAAGCAGCGGAUUAAGUGAAAGCGAUAUUUCUACAGAUGAAGCCGAUACUUCUUCCAGCUCAAGCUCGUGCCACGAGGAUGAACUUCAUCCAAGGCCCACUGGUUUAGAAGACUUCGAUUUUGGAGAGAGCGCACAAUCUCAAGUAACGCCAAAAAAUCCAGCUUUUAAUUCCUAUAUGGAUGCACACAAGUUAUUCGAGUUUCUUAGCAACGACGCGUCAAAACGUAAUUCGGUAUCUUCAAAGCAGCCUCCAUCUAGGACCAGAGGUACAUCUCUCAAUUCUGCGACCCAAAUUAACGAUGAGUUAGUGAGCUCUCUGAUAGAGGACCAAACCUUCGAAGAAGGCUUUCAGGAUUUGGGGAAAAUACAAAAUUUCGACACUGAGUUUUUUGCGGAGAUUAGUUGUCCACCCAAAGAGAUGUGCAACAGCAGAUUCGAGCUCAGUAUUGAAAAUUUCACUCUUUUGGGGCUGCCUGUUCACAAGGAUGCCGAUGGCUCGUGGAGAAAAUCUUCAAAGAGAAAAACACAUUCUUCCCGUCAGCGAAGCUCGGCCUCUCGUGAACAUAAUCGGUCUGAAAGCCAGGAUGGUCAAGCGAAAUCAAGAGCUGCUCCAAAUGAGAGCGGGAUUGCUCGAGAUUCUAGCCAAACAGAUGAAUCAAUCGAGGAAGGUCGGCCUGAAUCACGCCAAUCUAGAAGAGAGUUCAGAGAGCUAGGUAGUUCCAUGAAUAUGUUCCACCUCUGUUUUAUGAUGGAUCCGGAACUAGUGGAAUACAAUGAACGAGUGGAAGAUAUGUAUCACUACGUUGCUAGCCGUCUAGCUCUUUUCUUGAGAUAUGCACAGUCUAAGAAUGACUACGUGAGCCGAGAAUGUGCACAAAUUCUGCGAGAGAAGGAUCGUGUCUUAAAAUACUCUGAAGUUUACAAAAGUACUCGUGGUUCCAGCAACAAGGCUAAAUAUCUUUACAAAAACAUCUUAGCCCAAUCAUCGCUGGCUCGAGCAAUCACCAAGUGCUUUAAUGCAAUUUCCACUAACAAAGUGGUCAAUCUGGAGUUGGACGGAGAUAGAAUGAUAUCUUUGCAAAUUCCAAUAAAGAACGAGUUUUCAUCUCUGCCCAAUAUGAAGAUUGAUCCUGUACUAAGGGGAUCAUAUUUGACAUCAGUCUUAAACAAAACUUUUCUGGAACGGAGCGCUUCUUUCAGUAGCGAUCUAGCUGGCGAUCUGAGCCAGAUUGACGAUAAUGACGAUCUUUUGGAUUAUGCUCUUCUUCUUUUAGAUGAGCCUGCAAGUAUAAUUCAAAAAUUAGAAGAUUCCUCAUGGGGUGACAGUGUGGCAAGCGUGAUUAUUACCUCUAUUGUGAAACAUUUGAAGCCUACAUUACCAUUAAGAUCCUAUUACCACCUAGUGGACCAAGUGUUGCAGCGCGGCGGGACAAAAAUCGAAGAACAGCGGGAAAAUCCUUUUAGGACCAGUGUGCUGAGAUCUUUGGCCCUUCAUUUGAUGUACUGGAGACAUGCUCGUGUAAUUAUUCCAGUUUCUUCGAAAAACACAUACAUUGUCUCACCACUCGCUCCAUUAAACGGGACACGGGUUGAUGAUUUCUCGAAUGCUGGCUUAGACAUCGGUUCAACGGCAGAAAAGGCUCUAAUAUAUCAAAAUCAAGAUAUUUUCUCCAGAAGAUUUCCUUCACUGCCUCCGCUGAGUUCAUUCUUGAGCUUGAUGUCAAGCUCCAAGCCGAGGUCGUUUGGUUUUUUGAUACCCUCAAAAGAUCAUAAGAGCAUUUAUCUCAGUGCGCUAACUUGGCUUAUUCGUUACGGCUACGUGACACAGCUUCUCACAUUCGUUUGCAUUAGGGUAGAUGUAAGGAUCAAAAUAGCUGUGGAUGAAGACCUCGAACGUGACGGUAUCAAACCCAGAGAUUUCGCCCGCGCCAAAAACCUUCUCACUGCAGCAAAUGACAACGCAAUCUCUACAAAACCUUCGGAUUCCCCAUUCACCUCGACUUCGAAUUUGGAAAACAUAUAUCUUGCUGAAGACGAGUUUCUAGAUGACUCGGAUUUUACAAUCAUUUUGGAGCCUAUUAGAGCCAAUGCGAUCGAGAAACGGUGGCUUUACAAAUGCGUCGAGGGUCAACCCCCCGAGAUCCAAGUAUUAUUUCAUAAAGUACUGAAGUACUUUAACGGUAAAACGGCGCUUGAAAUGGUUCAAAUGAGAGAAGGUAUUACGAGCCAUGACAUGAAAAGAUUACUUGCCGCACUGGACAAGUACGCUGUUGAAAUAAAGCACUGGUGA